GGUCGUUCAUUCGACAUUCGACAAGUAAGAUGGCGGCGAUUAAUGUGAAAGGCGAAACGUUGUCGUAUUUUUACUUGUAAAUAAAGAAAUUGAUCUUCUUGAGCACAAUUAUUCACAAAAAAUAAUCUGAAAAGUUAGUGGCAAGUGGUAACAUUAAUGUGAAUAGUUGCGUAACAUUGUAAUUGAUUAUUUGUGGCUAUUAUAUUCGCUUCUAUACAAAACCGUCGCAACGAGCACUCGAAGAAUCGAGGCCAUAUUUAUGAUGUUAUCUGCCGUGUGAGCGUCCAAUAAAAGCACAUUGAUGAAUGAUUAUUUAAAACGAAGACAAUGGGCAUGUUGACACUUCGAAAAAUAUAAAAAUAAAAUAAUGAAUGAUUCUGCUGAGUGCUUACAAUCGAAUUGAUGGUAAAUAAAGACUCUAAGUGCAUAAAAACUAUGGAUGAGAGUGUGGACAUCUGUUAAAAUAUAAUAUAUUCAAGUGAAACAACACGGAGGUGGUAAUGGAUCCAGUAGGACCAUGGUCAGCAUACGCUCAAUACAAUCGGUUAGCGGGCGUACAAGCUGGUGCUGCAAGUGGGGACUUUCAUCACCAUCUAGCAAGUGGUGGCUCUGGGCUCGGAAGUCAAUCAGUGCCAUCCACAACUAGCCAAUUGUUAUUACAGGCUGCACAUACUACGGCUUCCUUAGCUGGGCAGCUAGGAUCAUCAACUGCUUCGCCUUUUAACCCAGGAGGAUUCUUGUCACCACCAGCUGUAGGAUAUGAUGCAGUAUUCUCGCCACUUUUUCAUCAUGCAAACCCAAAACCGGCACAUUACAGUUCUUCUUUACAAGCACAACAUCGCCAAGUGAUUGCCCAAGCACAAGCUGCAGCUGCAUCAAAACAGACGUCCGUAGAGAGUGAGCUGUCUUCAUUGAGAGAAAAUUAUUCUCACCAGACAUUAGCAACUCAAGGAACAUUUUUUGAUCAAUCUGCAACACCUGGAGGAGCAACAGGAUUAAGUUGGCAAGGGAAUAACCAGCUACCAAGUCCUUUUGGAAUUCUGCCUCAUGAAAGUGUUGUACCUUCGUCUCCAAGCCCAGCGACUACUAAAUCAUCAGCUACAUAUGAAAAUUUUAAUGCCCAUUUUGCGGCAGCACAAACUCUAAACAACCACCUUAAUUCUCAAAUUGCAAGUUCAGCCAAACAAUCUAACAGAUCCGGAUCACCGGCAACGGCAUCAAAACAGCCAACAUCGUCUUCAUCAUCCACCUUCUUUCAAUCUCCUUCAUUUGGAAACCAGAGUGAUAAUUAUAGUUCAAGUAACUCAAAAAGUGGUCAGCUUUCAUCACAGCAGGAUUAUGCUGGAAGUAAGUCUUAUUCAAGUUCUGCAAGCUCUACUGCUCACACCCAACAAUCAUGUAUUGUGUCAACUCCAUCAGUGACCUCUUCCCCAACCCCACCAAGUAAAGAUUAUCGUUCUCCUUCCUCAACUUCUAGACCAUCAGCAUCCAUUUAUAAUUCCCAGUCUCCGAAAAGCUCUGCAACCGAAAAGUCUUCUAGACCUAUUAUUAGUAGCAGUGGUUUUGUAUCACCUACAUCUAAACCACCACAAGUUCAAACUAAAGCCCAAAGUAAAAUAUACCCUGAACUAUCUAAUGAGCAAAGAAAAAGUUGUGAUUCAAAUCCAAGUGAUAAGAUUCAGCCCCAAUCAUCUCCAAUAAGUUACUCAAUAAUGGACGCUCCUGGAAGACUAAACUAUAAUAGUAGUUCUUCUAGCACCAAGUCCAAUAGAAUCGGUGGGUCUCAGUAUUCAUCUUCUCAAAGCUCUAGUUUCAGACAUUAUCAAAGUGGAAAUAAUGUUGAAGCAGAUUAUCAUGUGAGAGCAAAAAGCAGCUCAAGUACAGAUACAGGCUACUCAAGUAGCAGUUCUCAAAAUGGUCCAGAUUGUGGGGUGGUUGUAGCAAGAAAACAAAGUCCGCUUCAGACUGCCCCGCAAACCUCUCCUAUAGGUCAUGGCUCUAGUCCUGCAUAUCCUGUGUACCACAGUCCAAUGAAUUCUAUUAAUUCACCACAGCAGCAUGGAGAUCACUAUUCUAAACUUAAUAGUGCAGCUCCAAGGUCACCUUUAGAUGCCUCCGUUACGAGACCUCCAUCUCAGAAUAGUCAAGUAGCAUACCCUUCAGUUAUAACAAGAGCAUUAGGUAUUGAACAAGGUAAAUCAUUUAGUGAAAAUAGGUUUGAACGUAAUCAAAAUCAGACUUCCAAUCAAAGUUGUUGGGAGUCAGAGAGGCAAGCACCUAGAAAGUUUAGUUCUAGUAAUUUUAGCAAUAGUGCAUCUGAAAGCAAUACUCAUAAUAAUGACAAACCUACACAAGCACAAACUUCAACUGAAAGAAGUAUUACUGUAACUGAGAAACAUUAUUUUGAUAGUAACAAUGUAGCAUUACAAGACCUUUCCAGUUGUCGCGGUGAUCCAAUGAGUAUAGUAAAAAAUCUGCAAAGCUUACAACAGAGCUGUCAAUUACAGGAUGUAAAAACCAGCAAAAACCCACCUCCAGUAUCAAAUUCUACUCCUACAAAAUCUGUAUCAAGGCGAAAAAGCACAGAGAAAUCUUCUCAUCCAAAUAUUAAUGAGCUCUCAAAUGCUGUAAUGGCUGAUUACUUUGCAAAUAGAAUUCCUCCACCAGCUCAUAGUUCUACCACUAAUCAACAACAAAAUGGUACCUAUUUCGACUUUGAAAGGUGGAAUCUACCUCCACCCCCUCCAAAAAUGUUUCCCGGCACAUCUGCUUUUGGUUCUCAAGCUCCUCUACAUGCAACAAAUUUCGCUAACCAACACCAGGCUCUGGCUAUGCAGCAUGGGCAUGCUUUAACCUAUUUUCCACCUUUCCACUUGGGCCCCCAUCCAGAUUUCCAGUCCUCUGUGGAGUUAACACCUCUCUCCUCGUUUAGUGAAACUCCACCUUCGGCUUCCUCGUCAUCAUUUUCUACACCAGAAACUCGUGAAGAGGAACAGCCUAAGGUAGUAGUGCCUAAUAUAGAGGAAGAACUUGGUUUCCUUGCAGAACAACGGGGAAAUACUGCAUCAACGGUAGCACCCACUUCUCAGCAGCAGAGUAUUAACAAUACUGCACAAGACUCGAAAGUUAUGGAAAAAAAAUUCAAUGUUCCGGUCACGGGCCCCGGUUCAGGUUUCAUGGCUUCUUACCUUAAGUUUCUACAAGGCGAAAGAGACACGUCUCCGCCACCGGCCGGCCGAGGCGCUAGGAAAUCCACUUGGUCGCGGUCUAACACCAAUAGCAAUACCAAUACCAAUAAUAAACCAUAUACUCCUAACGAACACAAUAAACCUCAUUGCGAGGGAAACUCGCAACAAAAUUCCAACGGCGCAAUGGCUUCCACGAAUGCAUUGAGCUCAGGUAUGUCAUUGAAUAGUCAAGUUAUGAGUUCGUCUGCAAACAUGAGUGCGAUUGGUUUGUUGGGAUCAAAUCAGUUACAUGGGACGCCGGCGAAUCUUUUAGGUUCAAAGGGAGUAGAUUUGGACGAUCCAAGAUACUACCAUCUCAAAGAUCGGAAAAGAAAAUACGAUGGUACAGAUGAGUCCAGCUACGAUCCAGACGAGGAAGCGAGGCGAUUAAACAAGCCAGUGCUCAACGUCCCCACUACCCCCUUAAACGAUAAAGGGAAAAAAGGUCGUACGACAAAUCCGAUCAUGAGUAAGCCUACGCCUGCGGCCGUGGUGGCGCCUCAGCCGGCCGCGCCUAAGAAGCCAAGAGUGCCCAUACCGCCGCCCGUGGCCGCUCUGCAGCCCACCCCACAGCAGCAAUAUUAUUACCAACAUCAACCCGAGGAAGUUUCGGCACAUGCAGCCGGAUUAGGUUACGGCGUGUAUGGAUCGGACAACGACUCUAAUUCAAACAGGAAAUUGCACCACAUAAAGUCCCAUCAGCAAAUAUCAAGCACGGGCCAAAUUGACAGCAACCGGCCGGUUGAAGAAAUGCCGUAUCAGUCCGGAGAAUUCGUAGCAAUAAAAAGUGAAUUGAAUGAACUUUGGCCUGCUAUAUGGAGAGUAGAUGGCAGGACGUUACUGCAAAAAUAUGAGCCAUUCGAGGAGAAUGGCAAAGUAUUAUACAGAAAUAUUUCAACGUAUGCUGCGUGGAAUCCGGAAAACAAGAAAUUGUAUACUCAAGUCCCUGUUAAAGUUCGAUCACAAUCGCAUUUAGAAACAAUUGUAGAAUUAAUAAGAAGCGAACUUCCACUCGACGAUUGCAAUUUCAUCGAGAAGAGAAUGCUGGAGACCCAAAUGUACCAAGAAAAUUUCGAAGUGUAUAUACAGACUCUCAUCUCACACGCCUUAGAUCCUAAUUUCCUUACUGAAAUAUUCCAAGAAAAAGAUGAGUACUUCCUGUCCAACGUGAAGACCGUGGACGAGGUGACGGACAGCAUGCGCGCGCGCGUGUCGUGCGGCGGGGCGGGGGGCGGGGCGCGCGCGCUGGACGGGGCGGCGGCGACGUGGCCGGGGCUGAGCGUCAGCGCCGCGGCGGGCACCUGCCGCGCCUGCGCCCGCCCCGCAGCCGCCCGCCUGCUGCUGUACGGCCAGCCCUACAACCCCGCCACGCUAGAACCUAUUCAGCCGGACGCGAGACUCGCUUAUGAAAAGGACUUCCUCGUAUGUUCGACGUGUUGCGGUAGAGUGCAGCUUUAUUCCCGAAUAUCGCAUCAGAAGUACCUAAUGUACGCCGAGUGCAGCAAACGAGUAACCGAGAAGAGAAUGCAGAACCCCAAUAACGACACCACGGCCAUACUCAAUGAACUGUUAGCAGACGAAGUCUGGCUAUCGCAGUUGUUCAGAGACGUCCGGCAUUCUUGGGCGGAGGCGGAGUCCUGGGACCGGAAAAUGCGGCAGGCCAUGUCGCGCCAGAUGAUAUAACAUUCGCUCUAGUACCGGAGCCGCCCGGCCAAGUACUGACAAUUUGAGUUAACACACGUGAAUGUGACAAACGGAAGUUUGACCACGCAUGAGCAUUUCCUCCUUUAUUGCAAGUUUCAUCACAAGUUCUUUUAAUUUUACGCUACAUGAAGUAUGAAACGGUGCCAUUUCUGCCGGUGCAAGACUUUCAGUACGUAGUGCAGAAUAAUAUUUUCGGUUUCGUUACUUGUUACCUGCCAGCCGUGCAGAGAAGAGAUAAAUAUUACACGAUUUUAGUUUCUAUGGUCUAUCCCGAUUGCAAAGCAGCAGUCUUAAAAUAUAAUUUUUACAUGGUUGUCAUACUUAAGUUAAGUUAUGAAAAUGCAUAUAUAACAUAUAAAUAUUUUUAAUCAAUUUUGCAUACCUCAAGGGAAACAUUGCAUAGCAGGCCUAAUUUUUUUGUGUAUUCAAUGUCACACAACUUUGUCUGCGUUCCUUUACUAAACUAAACGUUACAGGAUAUCUUUAUGGUUUACUAGGAAUGAUUUAGGGUAUGUAUAGAGUUCACUGUGAAAGUAGCUGCGCUGA
Molecule: messenger RNA, 5477 nt
Organism: Aricia agestis (brown argus)
Lineage: Eukaryota; Metazoa; Arthropoda; Insecta; Lepidoptera; Lycaenidae
Product: proline-rich protein 12-like
Exons: 8
Coding region: 501-4910 (1469 amino acids)
Cellular component (GO): nucleus
Source: RefSeq, a predicted model, not a curated record